Molecule: messenger RNA, 1800 nt
Organism: Eimeria tenella
Lineage: Eukaryota; Apicomplexa; Conoidasida; Eucoccidiorida; Eimeriidae
Product: DnaJ domain-containing protein, putative
Exons: 10
Coding region: 1-1800 (599 amino acids)
Source: RefSeq, a predicted model, not a curated record
AUGGGCACACGGCAGCGAAAAGGCAAGGCUGUGGGGGCACACGGGAAGGGUGAAUCUUUUGGCGAUCCUACGAACCUCCAACAGCACUUGCACUGGCGUGGCACAGCAGCUGAAGACACAGGAAUUCAUAAAGGCACACCAGCCGCUGAAGACCGAAUGGCUUCUCGCAACAUCCAAUCUAACGGUCGCAAAGGUCUCCAGAACGAGAAAGGACAGAAGGCCAAGGAUACUUUUUCGAAGGCUGCAGCACUUGCUGAGUCAGAUAUUGACGAUGGCUCAAAUUUGUUGGGGUCUGGUGCACACACUCUUAAUGCAGCGGGUGAUCAGGAAAGAGUAAGGAAAGAGAGAGAACGGAGACGCACUAAAAAGGAAGAUCGCAGCCGGAACAGAGACAUGCACGCCAAGCAGAAGAAAGCGUUCAAAGGGUCUCUUUUCUCCGAGUUUUUCCAGGGGAUUUCCGGCAGGGAUAUUAGGUCUCGAGUUGCAUCUUGGCUGGUGUACAUCAUAGUACUUUCUGCUAUCGUCGGUGUGGCGCAGUGCGUGAUGGUUUGCUGUGUCGCGGACAUGCCAGGCAUUUUCGUGUUAAGAGCGCUCGAAGAAUACUAUGGCAUGGACGGCGAUGUGAGCGGAGAACAGCGACUGCACUACCUCAGUGUUCUGGGUUUGGAAGAUGGAGCGUCAGAAAGCGACAUUAGAAGAUCAUACAGGACUCUCUCUGUUCGGUGGCAUCCUGACCGCUACCCGAACUGCGGUGCUAACUGCCAGCAACGGUUUCAAGAGAUUGCAGCUGCGUACGAAUACUUGAUGAGAAAACAGCGAAAGUCGAGUGUAGAUGACGAAGCAGGGGAACGGGGAGAAAGCGCAGAAGGCGAAGAAUAUGCCAACGUGAAGGUCACUUCUCAGGGGAUAGUUGAUUUCACCAACCUAGGACCUAACGACGUGUUUCCCCCGACCUCUGACACAAAGAACGUGUGGUCUAUCAUGGUUCAUCAAGACAAGGAUGACUGGAGCCAGUCUGUCUACGAGAUGUGGCAGGAGUCUUCACGGGCGCUGGGCAAGUAUGUUAAGUUUGGCGUCAUCUCUGUCCGGGGACGAAAAGGCAAAGACGCCUUGAAAAAGCUACCCAUCAACGUCAAAAUAUUCCCAGCGAUUUUGCUUCUGACGGCCGGCAUGCACCCUGAGCAAUAUCCUAAUAUCUCACGCCCUUCUGUGGAGUCACUGAACCGCUUCAUCGCCGACGCCUUCCCUUCCAGCCUUGAUGUUGUUGAUAGCGAUAUUUGGACCGUCAUAGCGAAGUUUGUGCUUUCUGUCUCAGCUCGGCUGCUCAAGUCUUGGCUGUCGUCAUCGGCUUCUUCCCAGCCGCUCGCUGCCCAGUAUAAAGCGGUGAUCAUCCCUUCUGCUGCCUUAGCAAGCAAGCCUUCACUCCUAGUGAAGCAUGCAGCGUUUGCAAACAAGCACCUGUUCAAUUUUUGUUUUCUUUCUAACAUACGUUCCAUCCUGACAAGCGAAAAGGAAGAGCUGGUUAAUGUCAUCGAGAACCCGCCGACGUGGGUUACUCAACUGCCUCCCGACAGUGCGGCAGCCAAGGCGCUGAAACUCCCUGUACACACGGAGAAGCUACGCGAACAAGACCUCACGUCUAGCUCGAACAUCCUGCUUUUUGUUGACGAAGGCAGAGGCAUUUCCCGGAUUCAAGCCACUUUGCAUACUGUCCGGUCAAAGCUUCUCAACCCGUCUACUGCUCUAGCUCUGGCUUUGGAUCGUUUCAAAGAGGUAGGCGCAGGGAAAAAAGCCAAGUGA